UCAUCGCUCCACAGCCCCAUGUUAGACCUGGACAGUGAUGUGCGUCCAUCACCAAUUGGCCAUCUCAGUCAAACUGCUUCACUGAAAAGGGGCAGCAGCUUUCAGUCUGGCCGUGAUGAUGCUUGGCGAUACAAAGCUCCUCAGCAAGUGGUAUUUGUUGAAAAGUUGACAAAACUUGUUGUAAGUCAGCUGCCCAACUUCUGGAAACUCUGGAUUUCUUAUGUGAAUGGAAGUUUAUUCAGUGAGACUGCUGAAAAAUCUGGCCAAAUGGAAAGAUCGAAGAAAAAUGCUAGGCAAAGACAAAAUGAUUUCAAGAAAAUGAUUCAGGAAGUGAUGCACUCUCUGGUGAAACUUAUCCGUGGAGCUUUGCUUCCAUUCAGCCUCAGAGAAGGAGAAUCAAGACAGUAUGGUGGCUGGGAGAUGAAAUCUGAACUUUCUGGCCAGUGGCUAACGCAUGUUAUCCAGACUGUAAGGCUUAGUUAUGAGUCUCUUACUGCACUUGAGAUACCCAACGAUAUGCUUCAGAUCAUCCAGGAUCUUAUUUUGGACCUUCGUGUACGUUGCAUUAUAGUGACCUUACAACACACAGCUGAAGAUAUAAAGAGGUUAGCUGAAAAGGAAGACUGGGUUGUUGACAAUGAAGGUUUGACAUCGUUGCCAUCCCAAUUUGAACAGUGCAUUAUCCAUUCCUUGCAAUCUCUUAAAACUGUGCUGGACUGCAAACCUGGAGAGGCCAGUGUUUUCCAGCAGCAGAAAACACAGGAGGAUGUGUGCCAGCUAAGCAUUGGGAUCAUGCAGGUCUUUAUAGACUGUUUGGAACAACUGAGCACUAAACCUGAUGGUGAUAUAGAUACUGCACAUCUUUCAGUUGAUGUUUCGUCUCCAGAUUUGUUUGGAAGCAUUCAUGAAGACUCAAGUCUUUCUUCAGAACAGAGGCUUUUAAUUGCACUCAGCAACUGCUGUUACCUGGAACGUCAUACCUUCCUAAACAUAGCUGAACAUUUUGAGAAACAUGGCUUUCAAGGUGUUGAAAAAAUAACUCAAGUUAGUAUGGAAUCCUUGAAAGAGCUGGAUCAAAGACUCUUUGAAAUGUACAUUGAAUUCAAGGCAGAUCCGAUAGUUGGGUCAUUAGAAACUGGCAUUUAUGCAGGAUAUUUUGAUUGGAAAGAUUGUCUGGUUCCAGCAGGUGUCAGAAACUAUUUGAAAGAAGCUUUAGUGAAUAUCAUUGCUGUGCAUGCAGAGGUGUUUACCAUUUCCAAAGACUUAGUUCCUCGGGUAAUGUCAAGGGUUGUAGAAGCGGUCUCUGAAGAACUGAGUCGACUGAUGCAGUGCGUUUCAUCCUUCAGCAAAAACGGAGCUUUACAGGCAAGACUUGAAAUCUGUGCGUUGAGGGAUACCGUGGCCAUAUACCUAACACCUGAAAGCAACUCGAGCUUUAAGCAAGCUUUGGAAGCCCUGCCUCAGCUGUCAAGUGGAACUGACAAAAAGUUACUAGAAGAGUUACUGAACAAAUUUAAAAGCAGCAUGCACUUGCAGCUGACCUGUUUUCAAGCUUCGUCGUCAGCAAUGAUGAAAACAUAGACAAUGACACAGUGCAGACAACUCAAAAGACACAUGUGCUGAAGCGUUGCCCAUUUUUUUCUGUACUUCUUCAAUUCCUUUGAAGACUGAAGAAAACAAAAGGGAUUUUACUGAAAAAGAAGUUGAGAUAUAACUCUGAGUGGUGGUAUGGGGGCAUUCUGCUGAGUGAGGACUCUGAUCAUCAGUGUCUUGAUAAAAUGGGGGUUUUUUUGUCUAUCGCAUCAUUCUGUGGAGGGGAUUAAGCCACUUUUGUGUAGAUACAAUCUUCUUGGCUCUGCGUUCAUGAAGAAAUAUUCAUUGGUGUGCUGCCAUCUCCAUUUC
This is a messenger RNA of Eurypyga helias (sunbittern), 1902 nucleotides long. RefSeq names its product exocyst complex component 2 (gene EXOC2). The transcript is spliced from 17 exons. Lineage: Eukaryota; Metazoa; Chordata; Aves; Eurypygiformes; Eurypygidae. Gene Ontology annotation, biological process: exocytosis; Golgi to plasma membrane transport. Gene Ontology annotation, cellular component: exocyst. The record is from RefSeq and is a predicted model, not a curated record. The coding region runs from base 19 to 1581 and encodes 520 amino acids.